AUGACCCCCAACGCCCCCAUCUCAGACCACGCUGAUCCGACUCUGCAGGGACAAAGCGGCAGGGAGAGCGGGGGCAGGCUGGUCACCCGGCGGUACACACAGACGCGGGGAGAUGAGCCACCAGAGAAGGGAGUGCUGGAAGUGCUGGAGGUGCCGGGACGUCUGCCCGACCCCGGGCUGUCCAAAGGUCGCCUCUGCGGCCUUCUACCCCUCGCCAAGUUUGUCAGCUGCAUCUACUGAUUCUGUACAACUUCAGCUAACAUGAAAGUCUGGAUAUUCUUCCUCUUUCUCCUUCUGAGUUCAACACUCGGAGAGGACACAGUGGCAGAGGACAUCGGUGUGCAUCAGCUGGAGCGCUUAGUGGAGCUGCUGACGUCUACGGAGUGUGAGGACCUUCUGUUCGCCCUCUCUCACCCAGAGGAGAACAUCUUCCAGCACCUUGAGCGCCUCUCACCAGAAAAAAAUCAACUAAAUCUUAAGCCUCGACCCAAGAGAGACACCUCUUCUGCUGCAGAUGGUGAGGCUCAGUGUCGGACGGCCCUGACAGACUGGCUGCUGAGGUACGGCGAGCAGACCUACUAUGACAGGCUUUCUCGCGCCUUGCAGCACAUCGGCAGGACGGACAUUGCCAUUGAAGUGGGGAAGAACAUCAACCAGGACAAACUCUUGAGCCUGAAACGCUACGUUGAAGACUAUCACAAAUAUGUCACUUCCUUAAACUCCCCACCGCUACAAUCACACACAAAAGACCAACAGCAUGAAAAACAGAGGGUCAGAAAAAGAAAAGUCAGGGAUCUUACGUGGCGUGACAUGGAUCUGAUUGUGGAGCGGGCCCCUGUCGCUCAGUACCAGAAGGGGCCUUUGGGUGUAGUUCAACCCCUUUGGUAUGGCAUGCUCCUGGGUUUCGGAGGUACCUUGCUCGUAGGCAUUUCCAUACUUCACAUCAUCUUAUACAUCUCCCAGAGGAAGCAGCAGAGGCGUCACCCCAGGGCCCCCGGGAGUAAGCUUAUGGUUGGAGAUGUUAUGUUGGAAAUUUAA
Plectropomus leopardus (leopard coralgrouper) is the source of this 1038-nucleotide messenger RNA. RefSeq names its product transmembrane and death domain 1 (gene tmdd1). The record is from RefSeq and is a predicted model, not a curated record. Gene Ontology annotation, molecular function: protein binding. Lineage: Eukaryota; Metazoa; Chordata; Actinopteri; Perciformes; Serranidae. Gene Ontology annotation, biological process: signal transduction.